Molecule: messenger RNA, 753 nt
Organism: Dentiscutata heterogama
Lineage: Eukaryota; Fungi; Glomeromycota; Glomeromycetes; Diversisporales; Gigasporaceae
Source: the annotation of a GenBank genome assembly
AUGUCUCCAUUAAAAACUACGACAAUCUCUGAUAACAAACUAUACGCAAUUUCUGUAAUCAUUUUAUCCGUUAUGACAUUUUGUACAUUAUCUGCUUUUUGUUCAUGUGCCUUUGUAAUAAAAUUUUGCGUAUGGUUUUUAGUAAACGUAAUUGGUGGUAUCGCUUCCAAUUUAAAAUCAAAAUUUUUCAAUGUUAUCUCCAGAAAAAGUAAUGGGCUUAGAAAAGAUUGUAAAACCUCUUCUAAGAAUGGUUCCUCGGCGUUAAGCAGUGUUGACAAUGAAAAGAAAAAUUCAUGUCAUGUUCCAGAUAUUCCUUCUCCUUUAGGUCCAAAUCGACAAAAAGAAUGGAUCAAAUCUAUAGAUUAUUUUCCUUCUGAACGUCAUUCUAAACAUAUUAAAUCAAAAAAAACCAAACUUUCUAUGAGCGAUAAAAUGAUUGAAUCAACUGCUGCAUAUCGUGUAGGAAAAAAAUGUCGUGGUUGGCAAAAUGGCGAUGCUGAAGAAUAUGCAAUAAAAAGAUUACAGGGAAAAAACACUGAACCUAUAGAGCUGGUUUCUUUUAAUGAAGAUAAAAUAGAGUAUAUUCAGGUUAAAGAUAUAAACGUCCGAUUAGACCAAGAACGUCCGAAUUUAAUUCGUAAAGAAAGAGGCUACUUUUGUAAAAAGGAUGAAUCUAUAGUCUUUUGGCGAACUGUUGCCCGAGGUAUAUCAUUAUUUGCUUGGUGGCAACCUUCUCCUUUAGACUCUUUUUAG